Molecule: messenger RNA, 1566 nt
Organism: Poecilia latipinna (sailfin molly)
Lineage: Eukaryota; Metazoa; Chordata; Actinopteri; Cyprinodontiformes; Poeciliidae
Product: mitochondrial intermembrane space import and assembly protein 40-B-like
Exons: 3
Coding region: 227-691 (154 amino acids)
Biological process (GO): protein import into mitochondrial intermembrane space
Cellular component (GO): mitochondrial intermembrane space
Molecular function (GO): protein-disulfide reductase activity
Source: RefSeq, a predicted model, not a curated record
AUAGGGGGCAGCAGAGCAUUGACGCUACCGGAAACGAUAGGAAAGAAGAAGAUGAUCCCAUCAUGCUUUAAUAAGGAUAGUUGUGAAACAGCUACUUUGUUAUGUAGUGAAAUGUGGAGCUGUUUUUGCGUGUGUUUUCUUUGUUAAAGUGUGAACAUAUAUUCCGGAGCAGUCGGCUGCUGAAGUGAAUUUAAACGAGGCCUGUAGCUUGUUCCAGCUGGAAGAAAUGAGCUCGGUCCGACAGGAAGGUAAAGACAAAAUCAUAUUUGUCACCAAAGAGGAUCAUGAAACGCCGAGCAGUGCUGAGCUUGUAGAGGAAGACCCCAAUGAUCCAUACGAGGAGCAAGGUCUGAUUCUCCCCAGUGGGGAGAUAAACUGGAACUGUCCCUGCCUGGGCGGGAUGGCCAGCGGUCCCUGUGGGACUGAAUUCAAGGACGCCUUCUCCUGCUUCCACUACAGUAAGGAGGAGGUGAAAGGCUCUGACUGCCUGGAGCAGUUCAGGACCAUGCAGGAGUGUCUGCAGCGCUACCCAGAGCUUUACCCAAAGGAGGACGACGCACCGUCCAGCCAGGCGUCUGAGGAAUCUGCGUCUGCGGAAUCUGCGUCUGCGGAAGCGUCAGACCCAGCAGCUGGCUCUGAGAAGGACUCUGAUCCCACACUGCCUAACACAGAGAGCUCAGCAGAGAGCUAAUAUUGAGCCUUACUGUGGAGCUUAUGGCUCAUUUCACAUUCAGUCAUCUUGUUAUACAUCUGAAAAAAAAAAAAAAAAGAUUUUUCCAAUAAAUAUUCAUCAGAAUUAAAAGUACAAAGAUAAAAGGGCUUGUUUCGUGGAAAAAAAAAACUAAACAAAAACAGGUCAAACUCGUAUCAUACAAGCUGAUCAUGUAGCUGUUUGGCAAAAAUAAGCCUGCUUGAGUAAAAGAGGCCAACAGCAGCUACUGUCAAGUCAACAAUCAUUUCUAUAGGCAGGUGAUUUCUCUGCAGAACAGAACUCAUUUCAUGCAGAACCGUUACAGUUUCAAUUCUGUGACAGAUUAUUAAGGUUUGACUCAUUAAGGUUUGACACUAUGUGGGUUCCUCAGGUCAAAGAUGGGUUAAACAGGAGAUAAUUACUUGACUUUGGUCUGUGAUCUUACAGGACCAAGCUCAUCAUGCUCACCGGGUGCACAUUGUGUAUACUUCUGUUUGCCUUUCUGUCUACUCUGAUUGAUCAUAACUUCAGUAACUUGUGUUUUAAACUAUUGGUUGUGCCCUCCUUUUUACAAAUAGGUUUUACAAAAUUUCGUAGAAAGUUCAAAGUGUAUUUUAUUUUCACUGUCCUGUGGCUGAAUCCUCAGAGAUAUGAAGACUUAAUGUACCGAAGAAUACUUCAGUCACUUUCCAUUGUGAGCUCCUCAGUGUUGUUUCCACUGUUGCCUCUCAGGCUGCACUUAUUCUUCUUAAUUUAUAUCCAGACUUGAAGUAUUUACCUCAUCUGAACCAAACUCAACCUUUUGUGUGCAGCAAAAGAACGAUUGCAGUGAAAAUUGCUGACAGUUUUGUAAUAAAAAGCAUUGUAACUCUUCA